AUGGCAAAGGACGAAUCCAAGAAGGACAAGAAGUCGAAGCGCAAGUCGGACGUCGCCGCUAUGGACGUAGACGCCGUCACCGACGUCGAGGCUUCCCCCUCCAAAAAGGAGAAGAAGGAAAAGAAGGAGAAGAAGGCCAAGCUCGAGUCCGCCGCCAUCGACGAUGACGGUUCGGACGACGAAGAAGCGACUCCCUCCACACUUGAGAUCUCGCCGAUCGCACAACCGCUCGCGCAGGCCAAGAUGAGCAAGAAGCUCUUCAAGCUGACCAAGAAAGCGUCGAAAUCGCGCGGUCACGUCAAGCGCGGCGUCAAGGAGGUGGUCAAGGCCCUGCGCAAGGGCGAGAAGGGACUGGUGGUGUUGGCGGGGGAUAUUUCGCCGAUUGAUAUCUUGAGUCACAUCCCCGUGCUCUGCGAGGACACCAGCAACCCCUACAUUUUUGUCGAGAGCAAGGAGGCGCUCGGCGCCGCCAGCGCGACAAAGAGACCAACCAGCGUCGUCAUGAUCGUCCCCGGCGGUGGCAAGAAGGCCGCUGCCAAGGGAAAGGACGCGAGCAAGGCAAAGGAGGAGUACGCAGAAGACUACGCGAGUCUCCACAAGCAGGUCCAGACCCUCAGCGACCAGGUCGCCAUGGCUGUCUAA
Molecule: messenger RNA, 642 nt
Organism: Kalmanozyma brasiliensis GHG001
Lineage: Eukaryota; Fungi; Basidiomycota; Ustilaginomycetes; Ustilaginales
Product: Ribosomal protein L7Ae/L30e/S12e/Gadd45
Exons: 1
Coding region: 1-642 (213 amino acids)
Biological process (GO): rRNA pseudouridine synthesis; snRNA pseudouridine synthesis
Cellular component (GO): box H/ACA snoRNP complex; nucleolus
Molecular function (GO): box H/ACA snoRNA binding
Source: RefSeq, a predicted model, not a curated record